This is a messenger RNA of Symbiodinium necroappetens, 1686 nucleotides long. The record is from the annotation of a GenBank genome assembly. NCBI's taxonomy places the organism in Eukaryota, Dinophyceae, Suessiales, Symbiodiniaceae.
AUGCCAUCCACCUUCAAGUUUCCCAAGAACAUCUCCAAGUACGCGGUGGACUGGAGUGCAAUCGAGGUCGAGCAGUACCCGGUGCAGGACGACAUGAAAAGGUAUGUGGAAGCACUCGCCUCGAGUGCAAAGUUCCGCAUAUCCGGAGGAGUCCUACUCGAACAUGACCUCACAUGGGACAGGGGGCGUGAAGCAACAGCAACGCCGGAGACAAUGCGCCAGUACUAUUAUUUGGUGUCUUCGGAUCUGGCGCUCAAGGACCCGCCGCUCCCCACAAAGUCAGAGCGCAUUUUAUUCUGGAGCCAUGGUACCGAUGUGGGAUCAUUGUGGUGUAUGCUGCGCAACAGGGAUAUGCUCCCCAUGAAUGCGCAUGGCGUCUCCCAGUUCGGCUGCAACAUCUUCUAUGCGCUGGGCCAUGAGGUCUGCGGAGGAGAGACGGAUGAGUACAUCGCCCGGGUCCUCAAGGACAGCAACGCCAAAGCAUUCUGCGUGAGUCGCAACCGCUACAGCUUCAACUAUAUUGCCUUCGAGCAGCUUGCGCAGCCGCCCUCAACAGCCAGAGACGUGGGCCCCAAGUACCUGGGCGACAAACUCGUGGUGGCAGACCUCACAGAAUCCACCGACGUGGUCCACGCCGCCACCGCCGCCGACAGCACCAGAGUCAGCACCAAGCCUUCCGCCGGCUCCUUGGCCGCCAGCGCCACCUACGAGGAUGGAGAGCACUACGACACCAACUUGGUCUUCAAGUCCACCCUCCGGAAGACCGUGGAGCCAUCGGCGUGGAGUCGUGCCAAAAGACUUGCUGGCAUGGAUAUUCGCGACGUUACAGUUGCCCAUGUCAGCAGACGUGGCAUGGAAGAAUAUGGAUUACGCCCUCUUUCUCACGGGCGGUUUACGGGAAUUAUUCUCACCCGCAACGUCGCCGAGACCGUCCUCCUCUCACAAAUACAAAAGAGGCUCCGCGAGGACAACAUCGACGUCGACGCCACCAUCGAGGCAAUCUACAAGUCCAAAAACCUCAAGCCGCCAGACAAAGUGAAGGAAGCCACCAACUUCGUCACCCCCUUGGUGGAUGAAAUCUUUUUGGCCAUGAAGCCGUGGACUCAGGUCAAGAACUACGGCAAGAACUCCGAGCAAGACAACCAGGUCGUGCAGCGCAUGCAGGAGCUCGAAGAGGAAGCCGCCAAAUACAAGCAGCGGCUCAAAUCAGCAGGAGUGGAAGUGACACCUACCAAGGUUCUCCCACUGCAGCCUCCACCUUCGGCAUCUUCGGCACCGAGUGACUCUCAACAGGCACCGUCGACUUCCGCCCCACAGUGCUCCAGAAGAUCCUCUCCCCAAGCGACGGCGCACCCAGCGUACAACAAGAAGAAGCAGUACGAAAAGCUGCUCGAAGAACCAUACAACAUCAUCAAACAAAGUGGACAGCAACCCCCGACAAGCAUGACCUCCAUAAAAACCUGGGUCACCAACCUCAAGAAGACCUUGCCAGCAGACAAGCACAAGGAGUUGGACCAGCACAUUCAGCAAGUCCACGCCCUGCUCGAGGAGGGCAAGUACACCAAGGUGCAGCUCCAGGAGAUGGCCACACGAUGGGGCCUCCCAAUUUCGCUGAUUACAGCAGCGGCGGCCUCUCCCAGAACCCUACAGCAACUUAUUGCAGCAGUUACCUUCCUGGCCGUCUGA